This is a messenger RNA of Paramecium octaurelia, 4197 nucleotides long. Lineage: Eukaryota; Ciliophora; Oligohymenophorea; Peniculida; Parameciidae. The record is from the annotation of a GenBank genome assembly.
AUGAAUUUAUCAACUUACAGUAUUCGAUCAAGAAGCAAACGGACAUGGAGUAAUUCUAGGUAUAUAGAUAAUCAUUACGACUCCAAAUUACAUUCUACGCCAUUUCUACCUUGUGGAUUAAAGUAUGAAAUAUUUACUAACUAGCGAUUCGAAAUAGAUUGUAUAUAGUGACAUUGGAUUGAGUGAGGUUAGAACUAAUUGCACAAAGCUCAAAAAUUUCUAAGAUCUAGAACAACGCAAUAUUUCGGUAAAGGAAAUGAUAACCAAAUAAGCUAACUGGAGACCUUUUAUUGAAUUUUAAGAUAAAUCAGAUGAAAUGGUUGUUACGAUAGAAUAUUGGUAACUAUAAUCUUAUAUUUCAAUAGCACCAAUUGCAAAGAGCAUUAAAGAUCAACUCGACAUAAUGAAGAACAAUACUUAUCCUAUGCAUUACUCAUUAAACAGUCAAUCCUGCUCAACUAUCCAGAUAUUAAAGUGUAUCUGAAACCUUUAGUUUUUGAUAAUGACAAAACUAUCACCUCCCUAUUCCUUCAGAGACGCAUCGGAGCAUUUGAAGUCUAAUUUUAAGCUAAUGGAUAACAAUCCUAAUUAUUUAGCAAGUUACAAACCAAAUCUUGGCCCAAUGUCAAUGAUAUUCUUAAAGCCAUUCAUUAGCAAUUCAAAAAAACAAAUCUACUAAUUUAAUUAGUCUAUAAUGAUGGCGAUACAAAUUUAAAAGGGAUCAAUGUGACUAUGCAAUCACUCCAAAAUAAACAACUUGCAUCAAGUUAACAUUUGCGUCCUCAAAGCAGACUCUCAGAAAAUAGAUCAUGCAAAUCAACUUCACUUCAUAGACAAAGAGCCUUAUCCCAACAAAGCAACAUAGUAAGAUAUAAUGAGAAAUCUGAUUCCUAAGGCAGAGUCUUAUUCUUGAAUCUUCCAAUCGACAGAUAUGAAAUCUCUAUUCAAGAAUCCUCUAAUAAUCUACUAUUCAAUGAAGUAGUCACCUUAUAAGAGCUAGUAAGAACAGAUGGAGCAUAUCAUCAAAUAAAACUGUCAAAACCUAAAUUAGCAUUAUUAAGAGUAGAAGUAGUUGGACCACAACAAUAAACAGAUGUUAUGGUUCCUUUUACAGACACUCAAGUGCAUGUCCUUUAGAAUUAGGAGAGGAUGUUACUUAAGGAAGUCUCUGAUAGCUCAGGAAUUUAUGAAGGAUUUCUUGAUCCAGGCAGAUACACACUUGUAGUAAGUAAAUAUGGCUUUGAAUCUGUUUAACAAUUUGUAGAGUUAAGUGGCGGGAACAAUACCGUCAAAAUUCAAAUUACAACAAGAUGCACUGAAAUCUCCACUCUUCUAAACUAGAAUACUAAUCAAACAUUGAUGAACUCAAGUUUCAUAUCUAAAAAAAAGAAGACUAUUAAACCACCAUAACAAGUCAAUUUAAAAAUACUAUCGCUUCUUGAAGUUGGUUAAAUGUACGUAUUCGACUAUUUUUCAGAGUAAAUUAUUGGCAAGGCCAAAAUUAUUAUUACUGAUUCUAUUUCCAAUAAAAUAAUCACAUGCACAACAAAUAGCUAAGGGCACGCUAAAUUAUUAUUCAAUUACUUAAAUAAAGGAACUAUAAAAGUAGAACAUGAAGAAUUUUAUACACUUGAUAUGACUUAUGGAGUCAAUGAAGAGGUUGAUUUAAAAAGCUCUAGAAACACAUUUAAAUUAAUAAAGAAAACUAAUGUUUUGUCAGUCAUCUCUGACAACAAUAUUGAAAUUUAUUAAAAUAAUUAAAGAAUUCGAAAACAAUAAAAUCAUUCAAACAUAUGUUUUUUUGAAAUUCCCAGUGAUCACCCUUAACUAUUAUAUAUAAUCAUAGAGAAUUAGAAAUUUUAAGAACUACUAUUGAAGGUACUCUUAUCAGAAGAAGUAAUUACAAUCAAAUAGCCUGAUAUCGAUCUCUUAACCUUCCCUUAAUUUUGGAUUUUAGGAAUAUGUGGUAAAUUAGAUUGUCAAUUAUACGUCAUAAAUGAAAUUGUAUCUCAUUUAGAAUUUAGAAACUUUUAUGACGAUUUAGAGAAGCAUAAUUAAAACAUUACAAAAGUAUUUUAAUCAGAAUGCUAUCAAACAUAACAAAAAUUGAUAUGGAAGAAUCAACUUAUUGAUAUUAGCAAAAUACAAAUUGUUGAUGUGUUGCCCAAUUGUGAUGAACAGCCAAUUAUAUUUACACUCCAAAAUGCUAUUAUCGAAUGUAAUUUAAUAUAAUUAGGGUCAUUUUCAUAGGAACAACAAUGUAAUAUAAUAUUGGCUAAUUAACAAGUUAUGUAACAAUAGCCAUUCAAAAAUAAUAAUGCUUAAAUCACAAAAGUACAAAUAAUUCAUAAAGAUAUAUUUAUUUAUUAUGAACAUUGUGCAUUUGUGGCAAUUUAUGAUUCUUCAUUAAAAUAAAAAGGAUAUGCAAAAUUGGACAGUUAUCAUUGUCAAGAUUUUGAAACUAAUCAAUUAGUGUCUGUUGGAUAAUCUCAUUUGACAUUAUAUUAACUAUAGAUAACCUCAAUCAAUGUGUUGUUUUAAUUAAAAAAAUAAUGUAUUAGCCACAACUUAGUGAGAAUAAGCUAAAACGAUUAAGAAUAAUAAAAUUUACUUUUUGGAAGAGAAGAUGGAGUAUUAUCUAUUUACAGUUACAGUUUAUAAGAAGUAGAUCAUCUGAAACUCUCAAUGGAACCUUUGUAAUAAAUAGUUCUUUAGAAAAAUUAAAUAUUGGCCAGGGAUAAUUAGAUCAUUUAUUUACUCGAAUAAGAUGAAGAGAAAAAAUAUAAUGUCAAAAAUUAAAUAUAGAUAUUCAAAAAAUACAUGUAUUUAUAUUUAAUUUGGUAGUUUAUAUUUGAAUCCACAAGAAACUUGUCUGCAAGUUUUAACAAACAGUCAUGUAUUAUAUUAUAAUGAUAUUUCAACACACAGAUAAUAUCAAUAAGAGACUGACCAUUCAAGAUUAAUUCUCAUUGGAUCUACGAAUUCUUAUGUACCAAAAUGCUAUUAUAAAAGUAACUAUGUAAUUGAAUUUUAGAUAGAUAAGAAACAACCUUAAAAUUGGAAAAUGAUAAAUGGUAUGUAGAUUUAUUAAAUGAAAAUGUUAGAUUUGGGUUACAAGUGAAAGGACAUAUUUAAGGAAUUAAAAUAUUAUUACAAUCGAAGUAUUGUGUUACAGAUUUAGGAGAUUACAAGAUCAAGAGAAGCAAAGGUUUAUGGAUGUUUGGAUUCCUUACAUACAAUAACCAAGAACACAAAGUUCAUACAAUUGAAAACCAGUUUUAGGAUGAAUAGCAAUUCUAAUAUGAAAUAUUGGUUGAAACUGAACAUUCUUCAAUAUAAGAUGACAAUCUAUUCAUCUACUCCACUUAGGAGGGGUUCUCAAUUUUGAAUACGAUCACCACUCAGAAGAUUUAAAACUUUUAUUUAGAAACUCCUAUUUCUUUACUUAAGCUAUGUAACAAUACUCUAAUAAUUGGAUUACAAAAUGGAAAGGUGUAAUUGUAUAAGAAGGAAUCCUAAUAAACAUAUUUUAAAUAUCAAGAAUUGCAAAUUAGUGAUAAACACAUUAUUGAUGCUUAGAUUAUGGACUCCUCCUUAUUGAUUUCCACAGAAGAUAAAAAGCUGAUUAUGCUUAGCAUUUCUAAUGAAUACAAAAUUGAAUAUCAAGUAACAAUUAUAUAUAAAUAUGUAGGAAACAUUUGACAAAUCAUAUAUUAACAACAUAAUACUUUACAAUAAGAAUUAACUGGUGACAACUCAAGUAGAUGGAAGAUUAAGAUUAUGGAAGAGAGAAAGAUAGGGGUAAUAAUUUUAAUUAAAUUAAACUCGAACUAUUUAAGCAAUGAAAUAAAUAACUAAAAUAUAAUAAGUUCCCUGGGAAACUUAGAAUGUCUUAGUGGGUGGUGAUACUUUAAUAUUGCUGAAUGCUGAGAAUGGAAAAUAAAUAAAAUAAUACACGAAUGGUAGUGUUCAGUAGAAUAAAAUAGUAUGCAUAUAAUGCAUCUGGAAUAACAUUAUAUUAAGUGGAAAUUCUAAUGGCUAAGUUAUUAAAUAGAAUUAGUACUUUAUUUAUUAAUAUCUAAUAGUGGAAAUGGAGAAUUACUAUAAGUGAUAGUGAUUGAAGAAGGAGUGAAAAAUCUCUUUGUCAACAACCAAUAUUUCUUAAUCCAUAGCAACAAGAAACUAUAUGUAUAAUGA